UCUAGCUGCCGGCGUUUACGAGUGUAAAAUUCAUAGCAAAUACCACGUAAUUGGACUCUCGAAUCUGUAACGCCACCUUACUUAAUAACACCCGUAGUAAUAUGCGUGCAGAGACACAGUUAACAGCAUUAGUAUUAUUAACAUACGCUUCGGCGGUACUAAUUGGCCAUGGCUCCGCCAGCAGUGGGAACGUUCCACGUCCGCGAGGAGUGUCGUUAACAAAGACUGCCCUGUAUCAGCCGCAAGCUGACAGCAGCUGGACUUGCCUGGAUGGUAGUAAAAAAAUACCAUUUGUGCAAAUAAACGACAAUUAUUGUGAUUGCGUCGAUGGCAGCGAUGAGCCCGGCACCCCAGCCUGCUCCAAUGGUCAGUUCCAUUGUAACAAUCUGGGCCACAAGCCACUCGAGAUACCAAGCAGUCGAGUGGACGACGGGAUCUGUGACUGUUGCGACGGUAGCGACGAGGAGAAUAGCCGCUGUAUCAACACCUGCAUCGAGCUGGGAGCGGCGGAGGCUCUAAAGCUCAAAAGUCAGGCGGAGCUCCACAAACGUGGCGCAGAGAAGCGUCAGGAGAUGAUAACGCGGGGUAGACAAUUGAAGUCGGAUCGACAAGCACGUCGUGCUGAGCUUGAUAGAAGAAUAAAAGAGCAGGAGGCGCUGAAGGCAGAGAAAGAGGAGUUAAAACGGAACGCCGAGGCCUUGGAGACUGAGGCUGUGGAGGCAUUUAAAGAACAACAGCGUGAGUUGGACGCGGACACGGCACAGGCUGAGGAAGAACCGCUGCAAAUGCGUCAGGAGGCCUCACUCAGCUUUGUGCGCUACGAUACAAACAAAGACGGUUUCGUUGAGGUCACCGAAUUGAUGGUGGAUAUGAAUUUGGAUCGUGACCGCAAUGGCGUUGUGGAAGUCGAAGAAGCCAAGUACUUCUUGGAUGAGCGCGACCGUGUGGACUUGGAUGCGUUUGUUACAUUGGCCUGGCCGCGUAUUAAACCCUUAAAAAUGCUGGCUGAAGGACUGUUUAAGCCACCACAGAUUCCCGAAGCGCACCAUGAUGAAAAUCUGCCCGCAACGGAAGAUGUUUCAACACAGGAUCCACUGCCAAGUGAGGAUGCUGAAAUUGAGCCAGCAAGUGAGGAUGAGCGGGCAGAUGAUGAAGAGAUUGAAGACGAUCAUUAUGAUGAUGAAGAGCCCGAUGUAGGUGUUGGUGAAGCUACACCAGAGACCACCACACCGCCAAACUAUGAUCCAGAGACACAACGUCUGAUCGAACAAGCAAAUGCGGCACGCAUUGCUUUCGAUGAAGUGGAGCGUCAAAUACGGGAAAUUGAACAUGAAAUCAAAGAGAUUGACGAACAAACUAACAAAGAUUAUGGCGCACACGAGGAGUGGGCUGUUCUGGAUGGCGAGUGCUACAAUUUUGAAGACCGUGAGUACGUCUACAACUUAUGCCCCUUCGAUCGCGCUGCUCAGAAGCCACGCAAUGGCGGAUCCGAGACAACUCUCGGCCGGUGGGAUCAAUGGAUCGGCGAGGGUAACAACAAGUACACAAAACAGAAAUAUGCACAUGGCGCUGCGUGCUGGAACGGCCCACAGAGAUCGGCCAUUAUACAUAUAAGUUGUGCCCUGGAACCGCGUAUCACGGCCGUAUCGGAGCCGAACCGCUGCGAGUACUACUAUGAAUUUGAGACGCCAGCAGCUUGCGAUAGCGAGGCUUUUGCAGCAAACGCCGAAAAUCUGCACGAUGAACUUUGAAAUUAUAGAAUGCAAAGCAUGAAUGAUGAAUUGUAGUUGUAACAGUUAUUGAAAUAUUUUGUAAAGUGAGUUGAAAUCGAGAUCAUUCCCUUCAUGCGCUCAAGCUGAACGGUUAACGCAACACGAUUAUGCAGAUUUAUAGUAAAAUAUUGUAUGUAUGUAUAUGCAUUUAAACCAAGUAAAAAGUUUCGAUUUGAAUAAAGUGUGAACGAAUAGUAUUUUUAAAAAAA
Molecule: messenger RNA, 1981 nt
Organism: Scaptodrosophila lebanonensis
Lineage: Eukaryota; Metazoa; Arthropoda; Insecta; Diptera; Drosophilidae
Gene: GCS2beta
Product: glucosidase 2 subunit beta
Exons: 1
Coding region: 102-1751 (549 amino acids)
Biological process (GO): N-glycan processing
Cellular component (GO): glucosidase II complex
Molecular function (GO): protein binding
Source: RefSeq, a predicted model, not a curated record